This is a messenger RNA of Peronospora belbahrii, 945 nucleotides long. The record is from the annotation of a GenBank genome assembly. NCBI's taxonomy places the organism in Eukaryota, Oomycota, Peronosporomycetes, Peronosporales, Peronosporaceae.
AUGUGCGGUUAUCGCAUUAUUACAGUGAAAGAGCAACAGAGGCAGGUGGUCGGGGUGAUUAAUCUACUGCUCAAGUUUGGGGCUGACAUCAAUGCUCGCACACAGGAUGGCAAAACGGCAUUACAUUUGUCGACUAGUGACGACACAUACGAAGUAGCUCUUAUAUUGCUGGAUGCAGGUGCAUUUAUAGACAUUCAAGACGAGAAUGGCAAGACACCACUGCACUAUUGUGUUCACGAAAAAGGAUUGCUUGUCACCAAUCUGCUAUUGUCACGAGGUGCAAAUAUUGAUGUCCAAGACGUGGACGGACUUUCAGUGUUGGACCUUGUUGUACAACGAGCAGAUUUGAACCUACUACAGCUGUUUUUGAACAAUCAUCAGUUGGUAGCAACUCCAGAACGACACGAUUUUGCAGGUUUCGUACUGCUGCAUGCAGUCGAGGUUGACGUGAAGAAUGUCGUGCGUUUCAUUGUGGAUAAUGGAUACGCAUUAGUUACUGUACUGGAAUUACUGCUAAACUUAGAUGGAGGCGGUGACAACAUGACAGCAACCAUGGAGCUAUCAGAAACCCCCGUACAUUACGUCUCCCGAUAUGGUUCUACUCGGGAAGUAGAGACCUUACUACAGGGUCUACAUAGUGUGUUUGGAAACUUGCAAGGGCUUCCAGAGCUCAACGCCGAGAAUCCUCUGCACAUCGAGAAUGCACGAGGCAUGACAAGUCUUUAUAUUGCAAGCACUUGUGUCAAUGAUAUUGAUCUAAAGACUGAAGGCGCUACAACAGCAGUCCGUGAUGCUAACGUGCAACUGUUAUUGGACCAUGGAGCUUUGUUGUUUGCCCCCGAUGUCUUAUCUCUGCAAUUUGAUCGUGGGAAUGCGCGCAAUGCACACCUGCUUUUUCCUGUCCAAAUACAGCGCUGUCUACUGAUGUGGUUACUAGACGCUUGA